AUGGUGACCUCACAACUUUCCGAACAGGAAAUACCUAACUGAUGCAGGAGAAGUCGGAGUUCAUGUAACAUACGAAUGUUCGACAAACCCUUUCUAACCUCCAGCAACAGUGAGAUCGCACGUCGAAGUCUGAGAAUCUCCAUAUAGUCUAGGAGCCGAUCUGGCUUCAGAAACAACUUGUUUCGACCCCCCCCCCCAGUGGACGUCAUUUUCUUUGUAAAUUAGCUUUGUUCUAUAAGUAUACAAUCCGAAAAUCGAUGUUUGCGGUCGCGAACUAUUGCGACGAUUGCAAACGAAAAUGUUUUGGUCAACAGGGUCGGGACACCGAGCUCACGCGCACACUCUGCGCAUAUCACACAAAGAGCAGGCAAAUCAGCAUCUCUACGGCUUCGCAACGGUAUCGCAUUGUGUGAAUUGUUUGCUUGACACUUGCUUUGUUUUAAUUUUUACCAGAGGCAAGAAUAUCUAAAACCGGAUGUGAGGAGACGACUUACUUUGACCUUUCUCUUCGGCGUGUACGUACACGUACCAACCGGUUUCUUGACCGAUGACUUACUGAAAGCUCACGUUGGUUCACGUCUUAGAAGUUCAUGUAAUACGUUCAUCGCUGUUGAGUCAUAGUGUCAGUUCGAGAUCGAUCAGUGUAUAAAAUUACUAGAACUGCAGACUUUGUUCAUUCGUUUUCUGCGUAGAGUGAAAUUUGUUUACUUUGUAUUCGAUCUAGUUUGUAUCUAUUGUUGUCUUUGAAAUACACUACUAUUGAACACAACAGGUACCGUCUUUGAAUCGAUUCGUGUACUGAGCACCGUCUACGUUUUUAUCUAUUACCGCCAUAAUUUUGUGGUAAUGAAAGUCGAUUUGAGUGGUCAAGCAAAAGAAAAGGACGGUGGUCAUCUGCAGAGAAAUUAUAUGCAGUUUCGGCAAGUUUGAAUCCUCCAGCCGCAAAAGUACCACAUUUCAGUUUGAGCAAAUGCAUUUGUCAGUCCAGCGGGAAAGUUCUGAGUGGUUUAGACACAAACUUGGUAGCAAUUUCUCAGCAAAGUUGGAUUCGCUUGCACGAGGUAUCCACCAUCCGAGAAGACGAAUUGCAUGCGUUCUUCUCAAAUUGUGCUCUGACACAAACUGAUCCACCUAGAGGUCUCUACCAUCGAAAGUUUUACCAAGAAUACACAAAUAAGUCAACAUUGAGCGGUUAAUUUCAUUCGAAAGCAGCAACCUAUUGCUACUGUGGUGCAAGAUGCAACGGCUAGCCAAACAACGCUGCUUUCUCAGGAAUGAUCAAGAAGAAGCGCAAUUCCACCAACAAAUUUUGCUUCGUGCGUUAUUUGUCAACGGAAUACCAGCAAACAGAAGCGGUCGCAAUCAACGCAUCAUUGCUAUGGCUCACUGGCACAAAAUUACGACGCCGUUGCAUUAGUCUCACGUACAUCGCUGUCAAUUUAGGCGAAGACAUGUCUGCUGCGCUCCCUGGCAUACGCGCUUUUUCUGCAUGCGACACGACGAGUGCCUUUGCUGAAAAUGGCAAAAACAAAGAUUAGCUUCUCAAAACGACUGUUUACGCCCUGCAAUAACCACACUACGAUGCAGCUUGGCUCCGACUGAAUAGUUGUUUAUUGAAUGUGAGAAGUUUGUAUCCCAUCUUCACGGUUUGCCAACUUGUAUACCAGUGUCAACGAGGUUCGGUACGAGUUAUUUCGCAUGAAGUGCUCGAAAGCGCAGCAGAUGCCAACGACUCAAGAUGCUUUUCGGCAGUACGAUGGGUUAACAAUCAAAGUUUUGUAUGGAAAAAUGCUUUCUGUUCUAUGCAGAAUCUGCCUAGUCACGAAUGGAUUGUUGAAACUGAUGAAAACGGUUCUCGCAUACGUGUCCGCUGGAUGACACAGAUUUCUGCCCCGAAAGCACUGUUGAAGCUUGUAAGCUCCAAGUGCAAUGUCGGCUGUACCACACAGCGAUGUUCACAGCAAACAUCCACAGCUCGCCAUUCAUUGCUGUAACGGUCGAUGAGGCCACCGACAAGGCAAAUAAGGAGCAGCUGACCAUUGUUGUGAGAUGGAUCAAUGAGGAUUUUGUAGUGUCUAAAGAGUUCCUGGAAUUGUACUGUCUGUCUGCGAUUGAUGCACAGAGCAUUGUCGAGGCCAUGAAGGAUGCUUUUCUGCGGUUCCAGAUUCCUCUGGCGAAGCUCCGUGGUCAAUGCUAUGAUGUAUGCAGCACCAUGGCUGGAGUGAAGGCUGGUGUAGCUGCAAAAAUUGAGCAAGUGAAGCCUAGAGCUGUAUUCAAACACUGUCAUGGGCAUGCGCUGAACCUUGCUGUUAGUGAUACAGUCAAGCAGUGUCUCGCUAUGAAGGACUGUCUAGACACUUGUCUUGAACUUGUGAAGCUGAUCAAGUUCUCCCCAAACAGAGAGGCCGUGCUCCGUGAGGUGAAAGAAGAGAUUGGUAGUGAUGCUCCUGCCGUUCAAACCCUCUGCCCAACAAGGUGGACUGUUCGUGCAGAAUCUCUUGCCAGCAUACUUGCAAACUAUGACAAGAUCCAGGUACUUUGGGUAACAUCAUUGCAUAAAACAUCAGACACCGAGAUAAAAGCUAGGAUUCAGGGAGUAGCUAGUCAGAUGCAGUUGUUUAGGUUCUUUUUCUGUCUCAUUCUAUCUGAAAUGAUCUUACGGCACACCGACAGGCUUAUUCAAACGUUGCAACAACCCAAGCUUUCUAGUGUCGAAGGCCAUGAACUAGCAAUGCUGACAGUGAAAACCCUUGAAAGUUUGCGAAAUGAUGAAAACUUUGACAUGUUUUGGCUGACUGUUGAGAAGAAAAGGAUCCUGCAGAACACUGAUGAACCUCGCCUUGCAAGGAGAAGAAAAUUACCUAGGCGAUUGGAACUUGGUAUCGCUGUGGCUGAAUUUGCAUUGUCUCCAAAAGAGGAAUACCGGCGAGUGUACUUCGAAGCUCUUGACCUCGCAAUGGCAAGCAUUAGAAGCAGAUUCAACCAACAAGGCUUUAGAAUCUUUUCAAGCUUGGAACAGCUUCUUGUUAAGGCAUGUGGGAAGCAAUGUUUCGAUGAGGAGCUGGAUCUUGCGUGCAAUUUCUUCUAUGAAGACUUUAACAAAGAGGAAUUGGUGGCAGAACUAGGUACUCUCGGUGAACUCUUCUCUUCAGCUGAAGAGGAGGAGGUGCCAUCUGUUGAAAGCAUAAAGAAUGUACUGUUGACGCUGUCCAUAAUCCAGCGUAAGUUGUUGACGACAGUGUGCAGAGUGUUUCAGCUACUGCUAAUCUUGCCAACUACAAAUGCAACCUCAGAGCGAUCAUUCAGUGCCCUCCGCCGUAUAAACUCUUGGCUGAGGAGCAGGAUGUCUCAAGCAAGGUUGAAUCACCUUAUGAUCCUGCACUACCAUCAGGAUUUGACUGAUAGUCUAGACUUAAAGUGUAUCGCCAACGAAUAUGUUGCAAAAAACGAAGCCAGAAAGAGCACAAUUGCAACUUUUAAUCUAUAACUAUAUGUUAUGUUAUAAUUAUACAUGUCUAAUUUCCGAGUGCCAAUGCACAGUGAGGACAGGCUUGUAACUUCUGUCUGUGUCUGCGUCUGCGCACAUGCAAAAAUCCAACCGGACCACUU
Molecule: messenger RNA, 3609 nt
Organism: Corticium candelabrum
Lineage: Eukaryota; Metazoa; Porifera; Homoscleromorpha; Homosclerophorida; Plakinidae
Product: zinc finger MYM-type protein 1-like
Exons: 1
Coding region: 1952-3487 (511 amino acids)
Molecular function (GO): protein dimerization activity
Source: RefSeq, a predicted model, not a curated record